Messenger RNA from Camellia sinensis, 4675 nucleotides. Its product is annotated as forkhead-associated (FHA) domain-containing protein. Gene Ontology annotation, molecular function: protein binding. Lineage: Eukaryota; Viridiplantae; Streptophyta; Magnoliopsida; Ericales; Theaceae. The record is from RefSeq and is a predicted model, not a curated record. Gene Ontology annotation, cellular component: nuclear membrane.
GGAAAAGGAAAAUGUAAAUGAAAUACGAAUAAAAAAUGUCUGCAUUUUAAUUAGUUUUACACACUUUUUUCGUUUUGUUUUUUAAAAUUUUUUUUGCAAAUUUCUUAACUAAACACAACGUUAGAGAAAUGACGGUAAAUUGGUGAUUGUGGUGAUGGGAGAGAGAAAGCGAGCUUUUGUGGAUUGGUGAUUGUGGUGAUUGGUGAAUUAGCAGUUGUAGCGAUGUGAGAAAGGAUGGAGGGAGGUGGCGGUGGAUUGGUGAUUGUGCUGUAGAGAGAGAUAACGAAUUUUUGUAUAGAAAUAAUGUAAUAUUCAAAAUUUUGUUUUUCAUAACAAAACAUGAAACUUGCUUUGAAUAUGGAAUGGUUUACGAUUCAAUAUUUAACUGAUGUGAGAUUCAUUAGUCUACAUCAUUUUGUUCAACAAACAUGUACGAUUUUUAUGGGUAAUUGAUUUUUGAAGAUUAUUUAUUUUAUACAAAGUUACAAAAAAAUUUUAUACCAAAAUUAAAAAGGGUUCAACAUUUCAUACUAUUACUAAAUGAACGAAUAGACAAAAAAUAGAGAAAGAGACAGGGAUGAUGGUAUUGGGAUUAAUGACUAUAAUAUUACAAAAGUUUGUUUUUGGAAAAAAAUAUUUGAAACCCAAUUUUAGUACAAGUUCAAUUGUUAUUUAUUAUUUAUUUUUCAGUUACACAAACAAAUCGGCCGUUAUAAGAAAUUCUUAACGGCCCCCUUUUCAAAAUUUCAAUAUUCAAUUCAAAAAUCCCCCCAACCCCUCCCAUUUCAUUUCAAGAACCAAACCCCACAAAUUUCCUUCAAUCAACCCCACCAUCCAUCUCUCUCUCUCUCUCUGCAACUUUUGCCCCCACCAUGGCUGCUUCUGAUAAGAGAGAAGAAGCACAAGAACAAGAGAAGACAAUCCCUGUAUUCACUGUCCUCAAGAACAACGCCAUCCUCAAGAACAUCUUCCUCCUCGACAACCCACCUUCAGUUCCUGAUCCCGAACCCUUCAAUCCCCUUAAAAAUGGCGACCAAGUUCAAGAAUUCGAAGAAACCUUGCUAGUUGGACGACACCCAGAUUGCAAUAUCACGUUAGAGCACCCCAGCAUCAGCCGAUUCCACCUCCGAAUCCACUCCAAACCCUCUUCCCACAAGCUCUCCGUCAUCGAUUUGUCAUCCGUACAUGGGACUUGGGUUUUGGGGAAGAAGAUUGAACCGGGGAUUCGAGUAGAGCUGAAUGAGGGUGAUACAGUGCGGCUUGCUAGCUCAAGUAGGGUCUACAGGCUUCAUUGGGUACCGGUGAGCUGCGCCUAUGAUAUGGAGAACCCCUUUGUACCGCCAUCAGAUGUGUCGGUUCAGGUGGAAGAAAGCAAACGAGAAGGAACACAUCAGGAUCAGAAUGGUUUGUUUGUUGAAAAUAACGAAAUUCAAUUACUGGAUAAUUUGGAGGAGGGUAUGGAUUUGGUAUUUUGUAAUGAGAAUUUGAUAUCUCUGAACAAUGUGAUACCAUCGGCACCUCCAUUGCCAGAAUACAUGAACUCGCCUUUGUUUUCUGAUGAAGAAGUAGAAAACAGUAAUACUUCCAUGAAAGAUCAUGAACAUAAGAAAAGUUUUAGCCGUUGGUCUGAAAAUCAACAAUUUGAUAAAGAUAUUCAGAUCCCACAGCCUUCUGCAGCUAUAGAAGUGCAAUCCGAGAUUAAAAAACUAGAGACCUCCCCUGGAGAGUUGGAGCGAAAUUUGAACUUUCUGGAAUGCUUGGAAGCUUCAUUUUCUCAUGAAGAAAUUGAAAAGAAGUGCUCGUUGAGAGAAGAUUAUGAUCAGAGUGAAAUGUCAUGCUUUUUUGAUCAACCUCUAUUGGAGGAAUCUGUAAACUCACCUUUGCCCAGCAGGAUUGUUAUCUCUAGGAUAGAUGAUCAACAAUUGGACAAAGAAAACCAGUGCCCAGAACCUCUCUUAGGCACUGAAGAACUGACUGAAAUAGAAAAUCCAGGUAGCUUUCCAAUGAGAUCCGGGCUAAAAUUUAGCCUUCCAAUAAGCUUGAAUUCUUCAAUAUCUGGUGAAGAAGAAGGCCAUCAGGUUGCUGAAGUAUUUCAUGUAGUUGAGAAUGAGGACCCAUUAAGAAAACAUCAUGAUUUAGGUGAAAUGCCUUUCCUUCAGCGUGGACAUCUUGCGACAGAAUCUGUGAAAUCAUGUUUGCCUGGUGGGAGUGCUCUCUCGGAAAUCGAAGGCCAACAAUUUUACAAAGCAAACCAGAGCCCACAAAUUCCCUUUGCCACUGGAGGGUCUCAAAAGGAAGAUCUAGGAAGCCCUCUGAUAAAAUCAGAGCAGAAGUCCAACUUGCUUGGUGGGAGUGCUCUCUCGGAAAUCGAAGGCCAACAAUUUUACAAAGCAAACCAGAGCCCACAAAUUCCCUUUGCCACUGGAGGGUCUCAAAAGGAAGAUCUAGGAAGCCCUCUGAUAAAAUCAGAGCAGAAGUCCAACUUGCUUGGUGGGAGUGUUCUCUCAGACAUCGAAAGCCAACAAUUCCAUGAAGCAAACCAGAGCCCGCAAACUCCCUUUGCCACUGGAGGGUCUCAAAAGGAAAAUCCAGGAAGCCCUCUGAUAAAAUCAGAGCAAAAGUCCGACUUGCCUGGUGGGAGUGUUCUCUCAGACAUUGAAAGCCAAAAAUUCCACGAAGCAAACCAGAGCCCGCGAACUCCCUUUGCCACCGGAGGGUCUGAAAAGGAAAAUCCAGGAAUCCCUCUGAUAGAAUCAGAGCAAAAGUCCAACUUGCUUGGUGGGAGUGUUCUCUUAGACAUUGAAAGCCAGCAAUUCCACAAUGCAAACCAGAGCCCACGAACUCCCUUUGUCACUGGUGGGUCUCGAAAGGAAAAUCCAGGAAGCCCUCUGAUAAAAUCAGAGCAAAAGUCUGAGUUGGCUAGCAUUUGGUCAAGAAGAGGUAAACCGUCUAGUGUUCUUCAGAUUCAAACUGGCAGGAGUAUGGGAAAGAGGACAGGGUCUGACAUCAAUGCUGAAGUUGAAUUACUGCAUCAGGAAGAUAUCGAAAAUGAUGUGAUCUCAAAGGCUCUUUUCACUGAUUUAGAUGACGACAAAGAAGAAGACUUUACUCCAGACAAAGAGAAUUUUACUCCAAAUACUCGUAUUAUGAAGUCCAUGAAGAAGAUGGGUAAGGUAGAACAAAUCAUGGAUUCCAUGUCAUACGGAUCAUCCUCUUUGAAAAAUAAGGUAAUCUCAAAGGCCGCUUCGACUGGUUUAGAAGAAAACGAAGAACCCUUUACUCCGGACAAAGAGAAUUUUACCCCAAAUACUCUUCGACUAAGGUCCAUGAAGAAGAAGAUGGGUAAGGUAGAAGAAAAAAAGCAUUUCAAGUUACAUAGAUCACCCUGUUCGGAAAAUGCCAUUAACCCUUCAGGCAAAGAGAUACAGACACCAAAAGUGCUCCAAGAACAGAAACCGCUAAGGUCUGCCUUUAGAAAUCAAGAACGUUUAGAACCACAGGCUAUGGUAAUGAAGAGUAGAGCUGAAAGAGUGCCGUUUCAGCCUCUACUUGUGAACUCUAGCAGCAAGAGCAAGUCAGAAGCUGCGGUUCUUGGUACCACUUCAAAGAGCAGCAAUUAUGUGAACUAUGUACAAACCAUAGGGAAGGUCACCAACACUUUUUAUAACAACUCUAUUGCAGAGGAAAAGAGGUGGACCAUAGUGGUGGACACUACUUGUCUUCUGAACAAGGAAUCAAGGACAGCAUUACAGCUUUUACAAGGUCUCAAGGGGACACAAUUAAUCAUUCCAAGAAUCGUCAUAAGGGAACUGGAUUGCAUGAAUCGGCGAGGUAGUCUGUUUAGACGAUUAACCGAGGUUUCUUCAGCAUUACAAUGGAUUGAAGAGUGUAUGGUGAAUACAAAUUGGUGGAUUCAUGUUCAGAGCUUGGAGGAGGAGGGAAGGCCUAUUGCACCGACCCCACCUGCUUCGCCUCAGUCUCGAUUCAGUGAGGGGAAUGGCGGGUUGUUCCCUGAUGGGCCCGCAAGCUCAGUUCCCUUUUCUGCUUGGUGGAGUUUACUUGAAAUUGUUUCCCCAACAGCAGAAGACCAUAUCCUUGAAUGCGCUCUCCUUUCCAGAAGAAUUAAUAAUGAUGGACAGCUCGUCCUUCUUACGAAUGAUGUCACUUUGAAGAUCAAAGCCAUGGCAGAAGGUUUGGUCUGUGAGACAGCACAAGAAUUCCGUGACAGCCUAGUGAACCCAUUCUCUGAGAGAUUCUUGUGGGCUGACAGCUCUCCGAGAGGAAGGACUUGGUCUUGUGCAGACGAUGUUGUUCUAUGGGAGAAAUAUUCCCGCUCCUCAAGGAAACCAUCAAAACUAGGAGAAGGCGGCGCCAAAGGUUUAAAACUCAUAUUGCUCCACAAUUCUCGUUAUGCACUGAGUUCAGUAAUCUAAAAUUUUUUUUGCAACAACUGUUCAACCCUCUUCUUUUGAACACUGAUUCACAAAUUUGAUUUGACGUUGCCUCGUUGCAUCCGUGCUGUCAAUUCUUUUUCACUGUUGCAAAUGUUGCUGUUCAUUUCAUCGUAUUAUGUGAGGAGGGUUAAAAAUUGGUGUUUUGUAGCAAUGUUUGUUUUGAAGGAUAACAAUCUUUUGUAUCCAUCCAAAUGCAAUUAUAAUUUUGCUUUAUUUGGCAA